CUUGUCAUGUAACCUAUAUAUAUAUUAUCUCUCCCCCUCUCCAAGAUCUCUCCAUAAACAAGACAAACAGAUUUCAUCAAGUCUUCCUGUCAAAGUUUGAUUAAACCAAAGGGACCUCAUUACCUCAACCAAAGAUUCUCUCUCUCUCUCUCUCUCUCUCUCUCUCUCUCUCUCUUCCAUGUCUGAUGAAGCCAGAGACUUCUACUACCACACCCCAUUCCAUGAAGAUCAUAGAUAUGGAACCAGUGCAACUGGUUUCUCUUUCUCUCUCAACAACUCUCCUCUCUCCAUACCCAAUUCAUCAUCACCUGAUUAUGAGCCACGAGCGUUUGACCCUUGUUCGUACAUGAGCUUCACCGAGUCCUUGAAUGGAUCUUCCGACUAUAAUACCCUCGCGAGAGCCUUUGGCUUAUCACCAUCGUCGCCCGAACCGUUGUCCGGGGUUAAGAUAGAGCAGAGUCCGGCGGUGGACGCGGGCAGUGAAACCGCGGUCACGCCGAACUCCUCCGCCUCUUCCUCGUCUAAUGAGGCCGGCGGUGGCGGUGAUGAGGGUUCCAACAAGGGUAAAAAAGACAGGCAGCAGAAGGAGUCCGACGAUGGAGGAGAAAGCUCUAAGCAAGGGAGCAAAUCAAAGAAGAAAGGUGAGAAAGGGGAAAGAGAGCCUCGUUUUGCCUUCAUGACCAAGAGUGAGGUUGAUCAUCUAGAAGAUGGAUACAGGUGGAGAAAGUAUGGGCAAAAGGCAGUCAAGAAUAGCCCUUUUCCAAGAAGCUACUAUAGGUGCACCACCCAAAAAUGUGGGGUGAAAAAACGCGUCGAGAGGUCGUUUCAGGAUCCGUCAGUGGUGAUAACAACGUACGAAGGGCAACACAACCACCCACUACCGGCAACGCUCCGAGGCAACAUAGGGGGGAUGUUAAUGCAGCCGUCUAUGGUGGCGCCGCCACCUGGUUUUCCUCAAGACUUUAUGGUUCAAAUGCCUUCUUCUGCUGUGUACAACUACCAUGGUACUGGUGGGAUGAGCUCUUUCUACCCACAAAGUGGUAGUGGUACUUUGGGUACUUCUCCACUUCAUCAGCAGCAGUUUCAGAUUUCUGACUAUGGGCUUUUGCAAGACAUGGUGCCUUCCAUGUUUCUUAAACAAGAGCAAUGACUGUCGAUGUCGAUCUAGGGUUGGCCCUGACUUUUUGGGCCCUAAAGCGAAAAUUAAGAUGAUCCCUUUUUUUUUUAUUGGACUAUUACAAGGGAUAUCAAAGUAGGAGGGCUCCUAAAAUUUGUAAAUUUUCGGGGGCUAAAGCGGCUGCAUGCACUUACCUCUCAAGGAGCUUUAACUUCCUACGAUCCUUCACCAUCUCUCUGUGGGGAAGGAAAAAAAAACACAUGCGCGCAUCGUAUAUGUGCUUUCAAAUUUUGGUCUACGUGCGUGGAUCCGUCUUGCUAGGCAAAGUACUCUUGUCGUCGUUGUCGACGGUGAGGGUGCAAGAUACCGAACGAAUCAACAUGUCGACGUGUAUAGCCAUAUCUGGAUGCGAAUGUAUGACGUAUUUUCGAUCUUUACGGUUGAUGUAUUCGACUGUUGGGUUAACGUAUGUCCAAUAUCUGGAUGCGAUUUCUGUAAAAUAGGCGAUGAUGCUUAUAAAGUUAUAAUCAAUUGAGAUACUGUUUUUAUUUU
Molecule: messenger RNA, 1669 nt
Organism: Rhododendron vialii
Lineage: Eukaryota; Viridiplantae; Streptophyta; Magnoliopsida; Ericales; Ericaceae
Product: WRKY transcription factor 71-like
Exons: 3
Coding region: 179-1150 (323 amino acids)
Biological process (GO): regulation of DNA-templated transcription
Molecular function (GO): DNA-binding transcription factor activity; sequence-specific DNA binding
Source: RefSeq, a predicted model, not a curated record